ACGAGGCGAUUGUCUCCAGACUUUUAACUCGUUGAGUGUUCUCCAACCAUGCCGUCUCAAUCCCACAUAGAGAUCGUCGGCCUAAUUAAAGACAGUUCUUUCCAUGUGGCCAGAUGUAUUGCUCAGGGACUGAAGCAGAAGUUCCCAGAGGCGUUUCAGCGGCCAAGCAUUCAAGCUCUGUUCGAGUUGGACUGGGACCAGUACCUGUGCGAGAAGAAAAGGGAGCUGCGUGGUGAGGUGUGGGAGUACUCCAGCAGCCUGAUGUGCUUCCUGGACGGCAGUCUCCUAGGUGAUGACAAGCAUUUUGCAGACUGGGCAAAGACUAACUGGGAUUUUGCUUUGACUCGGCCACCGGCUUAUUACGAGGCUCUAACUGAGACGCACUACACCAAAGUCCUCCAGAUCACCGAGCAUCAGUUUGUCUUCAUGGACAUUCAGAUAGCAGGAGAAGCAGCGGGGAGGUUGUUGUUUGAGCUGUUCUCAGAUAUAUGUCCAAAGACUUCUGAGAACUUUAAGGAGCUGUGCACCGGAGAGCGAGGACUGUCACAGAGCGGCUUCCCACUGUGCUACAAGGGCUCUCUGAUUCACCGGGUGGUGCCCAACGGCUGGGUGCAAGGUGGAGAUAUUUAUCCAGGAAGUAAAGGCGAUGGAGGAGAAUCAGUCUAUGGACCAACUUUCGAAGAUGAAAGUUUUGCUGUUCCUCACUCGAAGCGAGGCACGCUAGGGAUGGCCAAUAAGGGUUCCCAUAGCAACGGAUCCCAGUUUUAUAUCACGCUGGAGCCAGCGAAUUGGAUGGACAGGACCUACGUCGCCUUUGGACAAGUGGUGGAGGGUGCUGAUGUCCUCAAGAGAUUGGAGGAGAUCCAGACUUCCAAUGAAAGACCAAUCUAUGAUUGUAGAGUUACAGAAUGUGGAGUAUUAAAACUCUAAGAAUGAAGUUGAAGCAUUAAAAUAAACUCUAAGAUAAAUGUAAUUAACACAGAUUAAAAAAAAGUAUUUUUGCUUUACUACGAAACCUUUUUUAUUUAAUUGUACAUUGUCACUUAGUUUAUCACGAAGUAAGUUUUGGGUCCUCGUCUUCUAGGUUACUUAAGUGGUCCUAAAUAAAUCUGUGGAUGUGAUAGACAUUAUUACACCUAUUUAAAGUUUUAUUUGCCUUUUUUAAAGUUACAUUUAAUAAUAUCGAUUAAGAUAGAACAGAUAAACAGAUAAUGUUAGACAUUUCGUUGACACUGCUGUCCCCUGCUGUUCAUAUUUAGUAACAGCAACAACUCUUCCAUAAACAAAACAAAUAAAUAGAAAUAACAGAGGUUUACAUUUAAUUUGAUAAGAAUAUAAUUAACCUAUUAAUCAGUUUCAUAAAUUAUCAGACGUUUAAUUAAUUUAUUUUUACAUUGCAAGGCAAAAAAAAAUACUUGACUUUAUUUUUUGACUUAAUGUCUUUUUAAAGAGGUUAAAUUAAUCUAAAUUAAUUUUCUAAUGGUUAAGGUUGAGGAUAAGGUUUUGGUUAGGCUGUCCACAAUGAAUGGAAGUCAAUGUAAAGUCAGGAUAGCUGCGUAAACUUGUGAGUCUGUUUUUAUGUACUUAUAUUGAAGUGAGGACUGUGGUCAUUUUGACCACAACAUGUUCAUGUAUAUUUCCCCUUUGAUUGAUCAUGAAUGAAUCUCACACAAUGUAACCUUGAUCCUGCUGUAUCCUGUACUACUGAAUGAAUCUUGGCCUGAUUGCUUUAACUAAGGCAUUGUUAUUUUCAUGUCAUCAGAAGAUCCCGACCUUUGACUUUGUAACAACCCCAACCAGAGUGGGAGGGGUGAGCCAAAUGUAUAGAGACAAAGAACUGUUUCCCAUCGGUGUGCAUAUAUCAAACUAACCUUUGUCGUAUGCACCAUGCUCUGAGCAUUAAAGUGUGACAAUUCUGUAA
Limanda limanda (common dab) is the source of this 1921-nucleotide messenger RNA. RefSeq names its product peptidylprolyl isomerase (cyclophilin)-like 6 (gene ppil6). NCBI's taxonomy places the organism in Eukaryota, Metazoa, Chordata, Actinopteri, Pleuronectiformes, Pleuronectidae. The coding region runs from base 49 to 930 and encodes 293 amino acids. Gene Ontology annotation, biological process: protein peptidyl-prolyl isomerization. The record is from RefSeq and is a predicted model, not a curated record. The transcript has 8 exons. Gene Ontology annotation, molecular function: peptidyl-prolyl cis-trans isomerase activity.